Zea mays is the source of this 2555-nucleotide messenger RNA. RefSeq lists its product as uncharacterized. Gene Ontology annotation, molecular function: microtubule motor activity; ATP binding; microtubule binding. The coding region runs from base 65 to 2173 and encodes 702 amino acids. The record is from RefSeq and is marked validated. The transcript is spliced from 12 exons. Gene Ontology annotation, cellular component: microtubule. Gene Ontology annotation, biological process: microtubule depolymerization; microtubule-based movement. Lineage: Eukaryota; Viridiplantae; Streptophyta; Magnoliopsida; Poales; Poaceae.
CAGCCUUCUCCCCCUUACCCCUCUCCACACGGCGUCGCCCCCUCCCAUUUCGCCGGCAUCGACGAUGAACGGCGGCGGCGGGCGGCGGCGGUACUCCUCGGAGCAGCUCCUCUUCGACGUUCCGUCCAAUGCCGGUGCCGGCCGGUGGGCACAGCAGUCCGGUGGAGUGCGGCGCGGGGACGGAGAGAUCUUCGUGUCGGUGGAGCCAGCAACGCCGGCGCGGCUGCGCGGAGGGGACGCCGCGGCUGGGGACUCGCCGGGACAGAGGCAGCAGCUCAGUCCCGGGUUGCUCGAUCUCCAUGCUUUCGACACGGAGCUAAUCCCGGAUUUUCAAGUACCAGGGAUGUAUGAUGGUGCCCAAAAGUUUGGCUAUGGAGGAGGUCUAGAUGAAUCUGAUAUGAGAUUCACAGCAAACAAGCUGAUGAGCAAGUCUGCUGUUUUUCCUGAUGGUAACUACCUGAAGGCCUUCACAGAGAAAGAGAAGGCAGCACCUGUCGCGAAAAUCAAAGUGGUGGUGCGCAAAAGACCACUUAACAAGAAGGAAGUAUCAAAGAAGGAAGAAGAUAUCAUAGACAUUGAACAAAGAUCAAACUCUUUGACUGUACAUGAGACUAAACUUAAGGUUGAUCUUACUGAAUAUGUCGAAAAGCAUGAGUUUGUAUUCGAUGCCGUCUUAGAUGAAGAUGUUUCAAAUGAUGAGGUUUAUCGUGAAACAGUGGAGCCUGUGGUUCCUUCAAUUUUUAAUCGAACAAAGGCAACUUGUUUUGCUUAUGGGCAAACUGGCAGUGGAAAGACAUAUACCAUGCGUCCCCUUCCUCUUAAGGCUUCCCAAGAUAUCUUGAGGUUAAUGCACCAUGCAUAUCGAAAUCAAGGAUUUCAAUUGCAUGUUAGCUUCUUUGAGAUAUAUGGUGGCAAAUUAUUUGACCUUCUCAAUGAUAGGAGCAAACUUUGCAUGAGAGAGGAUGCAAAGCAAAAGGUUUGUAUUGUUGGUUUGCAAGAGUAUAGAGUGUCCGAUGUAGAGACUAUCAAGGAGUUGAUUGAAAAAGGCAGUGCUACCAGAAGUACUGGCACAACCGGUGCAAAUGAAGAGUCCUCAAGGUCUCAUGCCAUUCUUCAGCUUGCUAUUAAACGCCGUGUGGAUGGCAAUGACUCCAAACCACCCAGACCUGUUGGCAAGCUGUCAUUUAUUGACCUUGCUGGCAGCGAGCGUGGUGCUGAUACAUCUGACAAUGAUAAACAAACAAGAAUUGAGGGUGCUGAGAUCAAUAAAAGUUUGCUUGCUUUAAAGGAAUGCAUUAGAGCACUUGAUAACGAUCAGACUCACAUUCCUUUCCGAGGUAGCAAAUUAACUGAAGUCCUGCGUGACUCAUUCAUUGGAGACUCACGCACUGUCAUGAUAUCAUGCAUUUCUCCUAGUUCUGGCUCUUGUGAGCAUACUCUGAACACAUUGAGAUAUGCAGACAGAGUGAAGAGUUUGUCAAAGGGAAGCAAUGCCAAGAAAGAUGUGUCUUUGGCAGUGCCUUUAAGAGAGUCGAGCCCUUCCCCACUGCCUUCAGUUGUACCCUCAUUCUCUGCAUCUGAGGUGAUGAAUGAUAUCACCGAGAGAAACAAUUUUGGUUGGCCCAAGCAGCAGUAUGUUAAAGAACGGCCUGCUCCGACAUUUGUUGAACGAAUGCCCAAAGUGAAGGAUGCCGUGGAGUUCGCAACAUCAGACGGUGCUUAUUUGAAGGGACAAAGAAGCCAGGGCUGUAUGGCACCAAAUAUAGCUGAAAUACCGGAUACAAUGUACCAGCAGAGAAGGCAACCAGCAAGGAAGGCUAAAGAUACCGCUUUGCGGAAUAAUAUGAGAAAUUCCGUUGCUUACCCAACUAGAAGUGUUGAGCCAGACGAAGAUGAUCAUCUGAAUAAUCUUCUCCAGGAAGAGGAAGGCUUGGUUAGUGCUCAUAGGGAGCAGGUUGAAGCGACUCUGGACAUCCUCAAAGAGGAAAUGAACAUAUUAGGCGAAGCGGAUCAGCCUGGCUUCCAACUUGACGACUACAACAUUACGAGACUAAGCAGUAUACUCUCGCAGAAGGCGGCUGGGAUUGUGGACCUACAGGCUCGGUUGGAGCAGUUCCAGAGGCUUUUGGAUGAGAACAAUGUGCUGCUAUAUGCUCAGAGCCCCCGGUUGUAGUUCCAUCUGUUGCCUUCAUGGCACCGUAAAAGGUGGGCAUCGGUGGCUUCUACCAGCGCCUCAGGUGGCAUCAUAUGCGGUAUCGGCAUGUCGCUGUGGCCAUGACCCAUGAUGCUGCAAUUUGUUUUUAACCCAUAGGUGCCGGUGAAACGCAAACUAGAUGGCUAGUUCACAGCCUGUUGCCAUGGUUCUUUGGCAUGGCCGGCCCCGCAACCUAUUUUGUACUAGAGUUGCUCCAUUCUUGUCUUUCCGCGCUCCAUCCUUAAUCCAAUGUGUAUAUCUUGUAUUUGUCCGUGUCACAUGAGUGCUCUGUUAUUUGUAGCUCAACAAAUACAUUUUUUUACCUUUCUGAUGUAUGAAGUUUUCCAGAGUGUACGGUAUC